AUGCCGAAACCUUCAUGGGUUUUCAAAAUCUUGACCAUUUUGUCCCUGUUCCAUCUCUCACAAGCCCAAACUACCCCUUCAUGUUCAGAAGUCGAUAGGGCAGCCCUUAUUGGAUUCAAAGCCAGAAUCUUUAAGGAUACUUCCGGUAUUCUGUCAUCUUGGGUAGGCAAAGAUUGUUGUUCAGGAGACUGGGUAGGUAUCCAGUGUGACGCAGUCACAGGGAGGGUGACUGGGGUUGUUUUACAAGGAUCAUCUGGCAAUAAUGCCCUUUACAUGAAGGGUAUCAUUUCUCCUACUUUAGGUGAGUUAAAGUUGUUGAAGGUUUUAGUGAUCAGUGGGAUGAAGAAGCUAUCAGGGGUAAUCCCGUCAAGUUUUUCAGGUCUUAUACAUCUUCAACAACUUGUGUUGGAAGACAACUCACUUAAGGGAACCAUCCCUGUAGGUUUAGGACAACUGAAGUCACUCCAGACUCUCUCAUUGAGUGGAAAUUACCUAACUGGCCCUCUCCCUCAAACCUUAGGAAACUUGAAAAACCUUCUUCAGAUAAAUUUAGCAAGAAACUCGCUUUCGGGUACCUUAAAGUUUCCAAAUUUAGGAAGUUUGGAGUAUCUUGAUUUAAGUUACAAUAUGUUAUCAGGCACUAUCCCUACAGUUUUAGGACUCCAGUCAAACAUGACGUUUCUUGACCUAUCGAAUAACCGUUUUUCAGGUCAGAUACCCGAUUCCUUAUGUAACUUAAAGAAUCUUGUAGACUUGUCUUUAAGCAACAAUUUGCUGACUGGACAAGUGCCAGCUAGGAUAGGUCAGUUAAAGUCUCUUUCUACCUUAUCCCUAGGUUUCAACAUGCUUGUAGGUCAAAUCCCCGAUUCUGUUUCAAAUUUACAAAAUCUAUGGCAACUUAAUGUCUCUAGAAAUCAGCUUUCGGGUCCUUUGAGUGGGGUGUUAUCAAAGGGUAUCCCUUCGUUAUUGUCUAUAGAUCUUUCUUACAAUAAGUUUAAUCUUGGAAGUGUUCCUAAAUGGAUUACAAGUCGACAGCUGUCAGAUGUGCAUCUAGCUGGAUGUAAUCUCAAAGGGGUUUUACCAAUCUUUACAAAACCAGAGUCAUUGAUCUCCAUAGACUUUUCUGAUAACCAUUUUACAGGAGGGAUAUCUGGUUUCUUGAAGAAGAUGUCUAGCUUACAGAAGCUCAAGAUUUCAAACAACCAGCUAAGGGUAAAUCUGUCACAAAUGGUGUUACCAAAUGGGCUUGGGUUUCUUGAUCUGCAUUCAAAUCAACUUUUUGGGUCGCUAUCAGGAGUUUUAUCUAAAGGUGGUUUCUUGGAGUACAUUGAUCUUUCAAGCAACCAAAUUUCAGGGAAUAUUCCUAGUACAAUCACGAAUCUUGGAAACCUUAAAAGGUUUGAUAUUUCAAGGAAUCGUGUAACAGGAACAAUUCCUCCAAGUUUGGGGAGUUUGUCAAAGUUAGGGUGGUUGGAUAUAUCGAGCAAUUUGAUUGGAGGAAAGAUACCUGUGAGUUUGUUGGUGAUUAAGCAACUAGGGCAUGUUAACUUCAGGGCAAAUAAGUUAUGUGGAGAAAUCCCACAAGGAAGACCAUUGAAUGUGUUUCCAUCAGCUGCUUAUGCGCAUAAUCUUUGCUUAUGUGGCAAACCGUUGCCGCCAUGUAAGCAAGGUUAA
Molecule: messenger RNA, 1674 nt
Organism: Lactuca saligna
Lineage: Eukaryota; Viridiplantae; Streptophyta; Magnoliopsida; Asterales; Asteraceae
Source: the annotation of a GenBank genome assembly